GCAGACUUUGCAAAGAAUUUCAUUUCAAUUCGGGAUAUCCCCGUGAAUUUACGAGUGCUCCGGAUUUUUCAUAUCACAAUGAGUCGUGAAGUUCUAUCGCCUCCUGUCCAAACGAUGAGCCACAACCGUCAAUAUAGGGUCAAUAUUGUUCACGAGGAUUUCGGAGGCGACAAGUGGAAUGGCCCAAAUAAAAAGGCUAAAAAAGAAAACAAGUCCUACGAAGAGCCAGACUUAUAUGGCGAGGAUGACUUUGAGGAUGAUCCUGCUGUCAAUAAUAUUGAAGAAUCAUCCAAUGGAGAAUUCAAGCUUGCGCUCCAUGUGCCCAAAUCGUUUUACGGUGGAUUAAUUGGCCUUAAAGGGUCUACAAAGCGUCGCAUUGAGGAAGAGACGAAAGCAGAGAUCUACGUUCCUCGACAGAACGAGAGAUCCAACAAUGUGAUUAUCAAGGCAAAGCAACGUAGCCAAGUGUGCGCUGCACUUCGUCAAAUUCGUCAUCUAAUAGUCUCCCUACGAAAGAAGAUGAGACCGACCCACUUUUUGGCCGUGGCUCUGAACUCUGGGGAAGUCCAGGAAAGAUAUGUAGAACUUAAGAAAAAGAUCAUGGAUGCCAAAUUGCCCGGAAUUGAUGAAGAAUUAUUCAUAUCCGAGCGGAAAAUCCACCUAACUUUAGGUGUUUAUGUGCUGCUGGAUGACGAAGAACGCCAAAGGGCCAUUAAUGAGCUAGAAGUCUGUCGUUCCCUACUGGCUGAUUUAAAGACACCUUUGGAAAUGAAAGUCAAGGGUCUGGAGAUUAUGAACGAUGAUCCCAGCUCCACUCGGAUUCUAUACGGUCGCAUUGAGUCCCCGGAUCUGCAGAAGUUCGCAGAUCAGGUUCUAGCCCACUUUCAGAAUACUGGACUAUGCGCCACGGACAAUAACGAACGUGAAUCUAUCAAACUUCACAUGACCUUGAUGAACAAUCGCUACCGUAAGGAGGCCAUGAAGUCCGGAAACAGCUUUGAUGCCCGCGAAAUCCUGAAGAGCUUUGGAGACACGGACUUUGGAACAGCCCAGUGCGAUGCAGUGCACCUGUGCGUAUUGAAAUCCAGCGGUGAUGACGAAUUCUAUAAGAUAUCUGGAAGCCUGAAAUUCUGAUAAGCCUGGAAUGCUUUUAUUUAUAGUCCUAUAACUUAGGAUUAUGAGGUAUGAACCUUUGUAUAUAACUAAAUAAAAUUCCACACAACUUAUUGUUUGUUUAAAAAAAUUUCUAAAGGGUUUGUUUUCU
This is a messenger RNA of Drosophila eugracilis, 1264 nucleotides long. RefSeq names its product activating signal cointegrator 1 complex subunit 1. Gene Ontology annotation, biological process: regulation of DNA-templated transcription; DNA alkylation repair. The transcript is spliced from 4 exons. Lineage: Eukaryota; Metazoa; Arthropoda; Insecta; Diptera; Drosophilidae. Bases 79 to 1134 code for a protein of 351 amino acids. Gene Ontology annotation, cellular component: nucleus. The record is from RefSeq and is a predicted model, not a curated record. Gene Ontology annotation, molecular function: RNA binding.